AUGUUUCACAUGCAAGGACUUACGACGUUUCCAUUAGCUGGCUUCGAAUUCGUGGCCCAAAAUUACGCGACCAUCGGCCAGUUGUCACUCUCGGGAACUAUAUAUGCUAAUGGUAUUGUAUUGCAGACCAGAAAUCUCUUGAUUUUUGAAAGAUAUGUUGAUAUAUCAUCUGAUGACACAUCAGUGAACGUCAUCAGUGAGACAGACCCAGUGUAUGCCAUCGAGUUGCCCCCCCACAAACCCCCCUCCCAGGACAGCGGUGCCUUUAUCCUCGUCACUUGGGUCAAUGUGGUACUUGCCGAGCCAGACAACAUUAGAUUUGGUGGUGUUUAUCAGAGUCAGGUGGUGAGAGAUGUCAGUUACGUAGACCUACAAAAGCUACUGCUCAAAGAGAUGACCAACAUGGUCACCAACGAAACUCUGACUUCAGAACAAGAGAGUGGACUAUUCCUAAUCGGUGUCGAUGACGGAGGAAGUUGUGUGGUCUGCCUGGACCCGGCUCUUGACGUGCCACUGUUCCAUGAGAGUGUGGAGCAGGCGUUGGCACUCUGUGAACCUUCCGCAGGCCCUCCGCAUGUGAAGCUUAUCCUACAGUGGACGUCUGAAACCAAAGAAAAGUACAUUAUUGACGAUGUAGACCACAUGGAUGUGCACGCGAGUGUGAAGGACCUCAAGGAGAACCCUCAGCAAUGUGCAUCUGUGUCUUUACACCAAUGUUUACAGCUUCACACGUCGGCAGAAAAGCUUGGCUGUGGCGACGCAUGGCACUGCCCAACUUGUAACCGCAAGCAGCAGGUGGUGAAGAGACUCAUGCUUUGGUCGGCCCCACAGAUCCUUGUGAUACACCUCAAGCGCUUUAGACAGGGAACCUUACAGAGCAAUUCCUCCAAGCUGUCAACGACCGUCAAGUUCCCCCUGACGGGCUUUGACAUCUCGGAACACGUGGCCAGCCGGACGACCGGCAAUAACACACAGAACAACGUAGAUUCGGGCGUGCUAGGGGGAGUGUGGUCACCCUGGAAGCGGCCGAAGCGAUACGUCCCCCACAAUGAGGAGAAUGUUUAUGACCUCUAUGCAGUAUGCAACCACCAUGGCAAGGACAUGCAAGGCGGACACUAUACAGCCGUGUGCAAGAACAGUGCGGACGACAAAUGGUAUAAUUUUGAUGAUAGUAAAGUGGAAGUUACAGCGGAGGAGAAUGUGGUCACCCCAGACGCGUACAUUCUUUUCUACCAGCGCCGGAGUGAGUCGGGCCACAUCAACAACAGCUGUAGUGAAGGCGGGACCGAGCACUGGGCUUACCGCAUCCCUCUGUCUCACCUGCCGUCCACUCUAAUUCCUCAGUCCUUCAGUGAAAAGAAGGCUCCGCCACCAUUUGAGAGAGGACGGUCAUAUGGAACUCUGCCAGUGAAUGCCAGGACACAGAGACAGUCGUCAACAGAGCGUGAUCAUGCGUCAGACACGGAGGCACCAUUGGCUUCGCAUGAGGAAUCUCCCAUUCUGAAGAGAAGGUCAACCAACACCUUGCAUGAGGACGAAGACUCUCCCAGUGAUGAGGCACCUAAGUCCAACUUGAAGAUUGAGACCAUAAAGGUGGAAGUUCUACCAACACAGAAUGGAGAUGUCAAUAUGGAGUGUGAGAACAGCAUCUCCAGUGCCCCUGACAGUGAUCAGGAGAUGUCAGAUGUCCAGAGGAAUUCUCCAGGAAAGACGGUCCUGAUUUCACGUUGCCAGGCGCUGCGGGACCAGGAUCUGGAGGACUCUGUUGAUGUAUCAAAACCAGAACCUCCUGUGAUGAAUGGGCAUGCUGAGCCAGAGGUUGCAGACAAGGCUACCCAGAAGUAUGAGGAUUCUCCCUUACCUUCCCCUGAUAAGAGUGAGGACGACCCUAACCAAGAGGAGCAGACGCCGGAGGUCCGAAUCCACCCUGCCACUCCAGAGGUGCUUGCGGCUCACCAGGGCCACACUGCUCAGAUGCAACCUAAACGAAGCGUCAUUACCCUCACCCUCCGCCCAAGGAAUCCCAGUGAGUCGUCCAGUGGUGGGACCCCUGAGCCACGCAUCAGGGUUGUGUCCCGGACGCCCAGCAUGGUUAGUUCUUGCAGUACGUCCAGCAAUGCGAGUGGUCCUAUAGUCAAUGGCGUGGAUUACAGUCACUUGAAUGGAAGUGUAGAAGAACCAAACAGAGACAAAAUCUACAGUGAAAGCAGCAAUGUAACACCAGAGGUCAGAAUUACUCCCAUUCCCAAGAAUUUUGAGGCUCCCACAUCUUUGCAUCCCACCAGAAUGUCUACAAGAAGCACAAACACCAACAAAACCCCCAGCUUUGUGGUGAUCAACACCCCUACAGCCAGCCCGAGAGCACCCAGGCCUAAGACCCCAGUCAGCAAUGGCAUCAGUACGUCCCCGAGGCCGCCCUUCGCACCCAAAUAUCCAUCCAAGCCAAGAGAGCCUCCCAGUGACUCUUACAAGAAUCAGCGACCGAGUGCGAGCCGGAAAGAGAAUGGGGUAUUGUCAAGACAGGCCAUUGUUAGUGGGAGAAACAGCAAUGCUGUGCCCUCUGUAAGCUACUGCGGUCCAGUUAAAAACAACCUGAAUGGCAUGAGCACCAAACACAGUCGGUAUGAUCGAGUGGAAUCUAAAUUUAACCGAGAGGGGAAGAGUGAAAGAGGCGAAUAUAUGAACAAGAGAGAGGACAGGUAUGACAGGGAGCACAGCAUGGACCGAGACAAUAGGUCAGACAGAGACCACAAGUUCGAGAGAUGUUCACUGAAGGCAGAGAGAGAUGGAAAGUAUGACAGGGAAUCAAGAUUUGAGAGAGAAUUGAAGUAUAAGAGAGACAGUCGGUAUGAAAAUGACCAUAGCAUAGACAGGGACCUUCCAUAUGAAAAAGAGAUCAGAUAUGACAGGGAUUUCAAAUGUGAUAGGGACAGUAGAUAUGACAGAGAUUGCAUAUAUGACAGAGAUAUCAGAUGUGACAGGGACUACAAGUAUGAGCGUGAAAGCAAGUGUGACAGGGACUUCCUCUAUGACAGAGAUGCUCACUGCGACAGGGAAUACAAAUACAGUAGGGACACAAAGUGCACCCGUGAUUUUAGCUAUGACAGGGAUCUUCUUUAUGAGAGAGACUCCAAAUUUGACCGGGACUACAGGUAUGACAGGGGAGACCCCUCCUGUGACCGAGACUACAAGUAUGAGGAUUCAAGGUAUGACCGAGACUACAAGUAUGAGAGGGAAGAGAGUAAGUGCAUCCAAGACUUCAAGUAUGACAGAGGAGAGAUGAAUGGGAGGAGGAGCAUAUGUAAGACUCCUGAGCAUUGCAUCUCUCAGGACUACCCUAAGGGGCUAACCAACACUGCCAACCCCCCGGUGAUUACCGAGUCCAGCGUAUGAUAGCGCCUGAAGUGCUGUAUGCACUUCUUACCAGAGUCAUUUACUUUUUAGUAAAUUGUCGUCUUUUUUUUCUCUCUUUUUUUCCUUUUUUUAUAUAAUUAUUACAUAAGACCAAAGGUUUUAUGAACCAAGUGUGAUAUAAUUUAUUUACAAUUUCCACAGUGAUACUUAGAGAAGGACACCUGUCACUCUCCCUUUGUGGUUUAGCUGGGUGACAUGCAGCUUCUAUUGCUUGUGAAGAAAGCCUGCAGAAUAUUUUUCCUUCCUGGAAAUCUUUAUACUGUAUAUGUUUAUUAUCUUUUAUGCAAGUCUUUUAGCAUUUAAAGAUAUUCAGGUUGAAUACACAUUUUAUGAUGCACAUAAGCUUUUUCACAUGCACAUGCUGUUUAUACAUUCCAUAUUUGACAGAUUUCGUACAUAUAGAAAAUAUGUAAAUAAUUUUUACUGAGAAAUGUUUAUUAGAUUUUUUAUAAGAUGUGCCUAUGAUAUAUUUUUUUCAUUUUGUUUUGUUUUUUAGUAAAUUUGUUUUAGUUUAUAGAGAAUUUUUUAAGUUAUUCAGAUUUUACAAGAUAUGACUGUGGACUUUUAACCUGUAUAAAAAGGCAUCACUGGCAGCUCAAACCCAUUGAGUGUGUGUCUGUGCCAGUGACUGUAUGUAUUGUAUAAAGAGGAACCAAGUCAUGACAGAAUUAGCAUAUUGGCGCUGGUUUCAAAUUGUCAGAUGUCAAAAUAUUUGGUUAUACAAAUAUUGCUAUAUUACUGAAGAGAGAGAGAUUGAGAGACCAAAUAAAUAAUAAAAAAAAGACUUUUAUCAUUGUAAAUGCAUUAUGAAAUUGCACAAAAUCUUUAUUAUAGAAAAUUUUAUUUCACUACAUGUAUUGACAAUUAAAUUCGUGUGUAUGUGUGGGUGACUGCAUUUGUUUUAUGUGUAUGUGUGUGAGUAUGUGUUCAUCCAUGUUCAUAUCUAGUGUUUGUUCUGCCUCAAUGUUUGGCAUAAGCUGAGUGUUUGUGUGCAAGUUUCCUCCUCCUUUUUUUUCUUUUUAUAAACGUAAUGGAUAAAAGCAAAACUUGUUCAGUUGCCGAAUAGAAAAGAAAAACUUAAAGGAUUUAUAUAUAAUGUACAGUCCAAUCGUCUGAGUGUUUGGUGCAUUGGUAUAUAUUUACAAAAAAAUGACAACAGUUCUUCGAUAUUAGGCUUUUCUUUUGAUUCUGGCUGCUGUGCGCUUGAGAUUAUAAUUGCAAUGCAUUAUGGCUGCUAAGAUAUAUGACUGAUCGACUGAAUCCCCCCGGAGGUAAUUUCAUUUUUUAACACGAAAAACAUAUCAGUUUUGUUAUUUUAUUGAAGGCACUUGAUUUGUAUAUAUUUGGUCAGAAUAAUAAUACAGUUGCUAAA
Messenger RNA from Penaeus vannamei (Pacific white shrimp), 4786 nucleotides. The record is from RefSeq and is a predicted model, not a curated record. Lineage: Eukaryota; Metazoa; Arthropoda; Malacostraca; Decapoda; Penaeidae.